Molecule: messenger RNA, 1665 nt
Organism: Lycium barbarum (goji berry)
Lineage: Eukaryota; Viridiplantae; Streptophyta; Magnoliopsida; Solanales; Solanaceae
Product: tubulin-folding cofactor D-like
Exons: 11
Coding region: 1-1665 (554 amino acids)
Biological process (GO): tubulin complex assembly; post-chaperonin tubulin folding pathway; microtubule cytoskeleton organization
Molecular function (GO): beta-tubulin binding; GTPase activator activity
Source: RefSeq, a predicted model, not a curated record
AUGUGUCAGCAAAUUGACUGUUCAGAAUUGAUGGUGGCAGAGGAGGUUUUGAUAUGCAUUUAUAGCAGUCUAAAUCUGAGAACUAAGACCCUGCUUGCUGAUGACAAAAGUUUAAGAGAGCUUGCUGCAGAUGCCCUUUCUUCUCUUGCUAAGUAUGAUCCUAGAUAUUUUGCUGGUACCAUUUUGGGGAAGUUAUUGCCUUGCACAUUGUCUUCUGAUUUGUGCAUGUGUCAUGGUGCAACUUUAGCUGUUGGGGAAGUUAUAUUGGCUCUACAUGAGUGUGACUACGUUCUUUCACCAGAUCUGCGGAAUCAAGUUGCAGGCGUGGUUCCUGCAAUUGAGAAAGCACGGCUGUAUUGUGGAAAGGGAGGAGAAAUAAUGCUUUCUGCUGUUUCCCAUAAAAUAAAGCAGUGUCUGCUUGACACACUCCAUGAUAAUCUGAGACAUCCUAAUUCUCAGAUACAGGGUGCUGCUGUUGCAGCCUUAAAGAGCUUUUUUCCUGCAUACCUUGUGGCUUCAGAAAGUAAAAGCUUCAGUGCCCUUACGUCAAGAUGCCUUGAGCAAUUGACUGAUCCUACUGUGGCUGCUAGACGAGGAUCUUCACUCGCGCUUGGUGUUUUGCCAUUUAGGUUUCUACGCGGUAGUUGGAGGUAUAUACUCCAGAAGCUUUGUGCUGCUUGUGAAAUUGAGGAUAAUCCUGAAGAAAGAGAUGCUGAAGCACGGGCAAAUGCUGUCGAAGGACUGGUAUCGGUGUGUGAAAGUUUAACCGAGACACGAGAUAUUUCCCAUCUGUUGUCUGCAGAAGAAUGCAUAUCUCUAUACGUGUUUAUUAAAAAUGAGGUUAUGCUGACUUUAUUUAAAGCUUUGGAUGAUUAUUCUAAAGAUAACAGAGGUGAUGUUGGUUCUUGGGGAGAACUCAAGGGCUUCCUUAGCAAGUCGGAACGAAUGGAACUUGGAUCUAUUUCUCAGUUGAAUGAGAAAGAUAUUACUAACCAGAUGAAAUUUCUUUUUGAUGAAAAUGUGGCAACCUGUUUAGUUGGUGGCAUUGUUAAACAAGCAGUGGAGAAGAUGGACAAAUUAAGAGAGUUAGCUGCAAAGGUUCUUCAAAGAAUUUUGCACAAUAAAUCAAUUUUUGUACCAUUCAUACCCCAUCGAGAGAGACUAGAAGAAAUAGUUCCUGACGACGCUGAUCUGAAAUUGGGGGUUCCUACUUUCUCACAUCCUCGUUUUAUUCAGUUACUUGGUAGCAGUUGCUAUAGAAAAUAUGUGAUAUCGGGGUUGGUUAUUUCCAUUGGUGUCUUGCAACGUUCAGUGACGAAGGAAUUACUCAGUGCUUUGCUUGAAUUUCUUCACCCAACAGAUGAAAAUGUAAGUGGUUCCAGAGAGUACAAUCUUUCUAAUGACAUUCUUUGGGUUCUCCGGACGUACAAAAAUUCUGAUAGAGUCUUAAUACCCACUUUGAAGACUAUUGAGGAUAUUCUUAAACAUGGAGGUGACGUUGAAGAUGCAAAACGGAAGAGAUUAGAGCUCUGUGCCACAUGCAACUUAGAUUUUGAGACAUUAUCGAAAGCAAAUGGUGGAACAUCUCGUAAAGUUGUGGAACAGGCACCCACCAGUGAUGAAUAUGCAUCAUAUUUUUCACUUGUUGAAUCAUCUGGGUUUUAG